Messenger RNA from Linnemannia hyalina, 819 nucleotides. Lineage: Eukaryota; Fungi; Mortierellomycota; Mortierellomycetes; Mortierellales; Mortierellaceae. The record is from the annotation of a GenBank genome assembly.
AUGCUGCUCCCUCAUCUAUGGACAAGCAGCGGGUACGGUAAUGACAGAGACACUGAUGACGACGGCUUUGAAGACGAUGACGAAUCCUCCAAAGGAUACCCUGUAACCCUCCUCCCAGAACUGACCAUGUGUGCCGCCUCGAAUGGGAUCCGCGAGAAACGUGACUACGUCAGGACCAGAUCGAUCACGCUGUGGCACGAGGAGGAUGGGGGGAAAGGUCUCAAGGAGCGAUUGAUAACGUGUGUUCAGAAGCUGGAGGAUGUUCCGGAGGAUGAGAAGGACUGGGAUCCGGGGACAGAUGAUAAGAUCUUGGACUUGGUUCAUUCGUCCUUGUUCCCUUUCAUUGCUAGCUGGACACUUGUCACUACAAAGGAAAUGAUCCCGCCGCUGGCGCAUAUCGGUGGAGGCAAGACCAAGAAACGCGCGCCUCACGUUGGUGGAUUGGAUUCGACUUUCUAUUUGAAAAGAUCCUGGCAUGUCAAAGGCAUGGCGAACGAAAACAUAGUCACCAUCGAGAUCUACUACUACAACUCCGAAAACAUCACUGAAUCCCGCCGCCUCAACUUCUACCACUACAUUGCCUUUCCAAAUACCUUCCAACACCAAGUCCAGCCGUUUCGAUUACAGGCACAACCGGCCCUGGAUUCAGUGUUCUUCCUCGCCGACCCCGAAGAAGGCCCCCAUUCUGUUCACAACAUUCGUGCCACCACAACAAAUGGCUGCUCUUCAGGCACAGUGACCGCUGCUUCGCUGAACAAGAGGCUGGCCAAGAAGCUGUCGCCAGAGAUUGCACGCGAUAUCGAGCGGCCGGUGUAUUAG